AUGAGGAAGCUGAGGCUGGAGGGCACACAGCAAGUCUCCUGCCCCCGGUCCAGGGGUCCUGCCCGUCACCAUCAGGGACUCUCAGGGAGCAGGGCGGGGGCACUGGAAGAUGAGGAGGGUGUGGGAGCCUGCUCAGGAGCACGCCUCCCACCUCAGGCCACAGACCUGCACCCGGCAGACAUCAACGGCAAAGCUGACCCCUACAUCGCCAUCCGGCUGGGCAAGACUGACAUCCGGGACAAGGAGAACUACAUCUCCAAGCAGCUCAACCCUGUCUUUGGGAAGUCCUUCGACAUCGAGGCGUCCUUCCCCAUGGAAUCCAUGCUGACAGUGUCCGUGUACGACUGGGACCUGGUCGGCACCGAUGACCUCAUUGGGGAAACCAAGAUUGACCUGGAGAAUCGCUUCUACAGCAAGCACCGCGCCACCUGCGGCAUCGCUCAGACCUACUCCAU
Myotis brandtii (Brandt's bat) is the source of this 455-nucleotide messenger RNA. RefSeq names its product otoferlin-like. The annotation marks the transcript as partial. The record is from RefSeq and is a predicted model, not a curated record. Lineage: Eukaryota; Metazoa; Chordata; Mammalia; Chiroptera; Vespertilionidae. Gene Ontology annotation, biological process: plasma membrane organization; synaptic vesicle priming. The transcript has 2 exons. Gene Ontology annotation, molecular function: calcium ion binding; AP-2 adaptor complex binding. Gene Ontology annotation, cellular component: synaptic vesicle membrane; presynaptic active zone membrane.